UAUUAUGUUUUUACUUUAAAGUCUCAUAUUUCAUUAUAAAAUAUUUAUAUUUUAGACCAAAGAAGAUUCAGUGUUAAGGAAUAUCGUACAAUAACUUAAACUUUUCGGAGGAAUAAAAUAAUGAAAUUAAGAGUUAUACUGAUACUUCCUGCAGUACUACAGUGCAUUACAUGUUUGAAGCGACCUGCACCUCCAGAUAUAACAGUAACACCUACAGGGUGCCUAUGCCCUGAGAACUAUAAACCAGUUUGUGGAAAAAAUGGCAUCACUUACAGCAAUUCUUGCGAGGCAAGGUGUAAGAAAAUACCUAUUCUUUGUCAAAGAAAAUGUCCUUGUAAAAUCGAAAUACCAACUGACCAGUGCAUAUGCCCAGCUGUCUAUGACCCAGUCUGUGGAGCAAAUGGUAAAACUUACAGCAAUUCUUGUAGAGCAAGUUGUAGCAAAAUUGGUGUAAAAUGUUCUGGAAAAUGUCCAUGUAAAACUGAAGACUGCAUUUGCCCAUUAUAUAAAAAACCAGUCUGCGGAGUAGAUCGUCAAACUUACAGCAAUGCAUGCCAGGCAGAGUGUAAAAAGAAAAGUGUACAAUGCCAAGGAAAAUGUCCUUGUAAAAUCGAAAUACCGCCUGACCAGUGCAUAUGCCCAGCUGUCUAUGACCCAGUCUGUGGAGCAAAUGGACAAACUUACAGCAAUUCCUGUGGAGCAAGUUGUAGUAAAACUCCUGUAAAAUGUUCUGGAAAAUGUCCAUGUGGUAAACCAACACUUGAAUAUAUAAGAUAAUAAUAUAGCAAAAUUACCAAUGUGAUUAUCACUUAGAAAUAUUUUAAAAAUAAAUCAGAAACUUAUUA
Messenger RNA from Eurytemora carolleeae, 845 nucleotides. Its product is annotated as serine protease inhibitor dipetalogastin. The transcript has a single exon. The record is from RefSeq and is a predicted model, not a curated record. Lineage: Eukaryota; Metazoa; Arthropoda; Copepoda; Calanoida; Temoridae. Gene Ontology annotation, molecular function: protein binding. Bases 121 to 777 code for a protein of 218 amino acids.